This is a messenger RNA of Sorex fumeus (smoky shrew), 2558 nucleotides long. It is a transcript of the gene DAPK3, whose product is annotated as death associated protein kinase 3. Gene Ontology annotation, cellular component: cytoplasm; nucleus. The record is from RefSeq and is a predicted model, not a curated record. The transcript is spliced from 9 exons. Gene Ontology annotation, biological process: positive regulation of apoptotic process; protein phosphorylation; intracellular signal transduction. Gene Ontology annotation, molecular function: ATP binding; protein serine/threonine kinase activity. Bases 216 to 1580 code for a protein of 454 amino acids. NCBI's taxonomy places the organism in Eukaryota, Metazoa, Chordata, Mammalia, Eulipotyphla, Soricidae.
CGAGGUGACGUCAGCGCUGCCCGGGGAGUCGCGGCGGUGGCGGUGGCGGCGGCGGCUGUGUCCGCGGAGAGGCCGGUCCCGGAGUCGGGUCCGCAGAGGGUCCGGAGCGGGGUCGACCGAAGGCUGGGAACUCUCCGAGGUCCGGUCCCCGAGUCGCUGGCGCUGGGCCCUCCCCGGGACAGCCGCGGAGGCCGCAGGCGGGCAGCCCGGCCACCAUGUCCACCUUCCGGCAGGAAGAUGUGGAAGACCACUACGAGAUGGGGGAGGAGCUGGGCAGCGGCCAGUUCGCCAUUGUGCGGAAGUGCCGGCAGAAGGGCACCGGCAAGGAGUACGCGGCCAAAUUCAUCAAGAAGCGGCGCCUGUCGUCCAGCCGGCGCGGGGUGAGCCGGGAGGAGAUCGAGCGGGAGGUGGACAUCCUGAGGGAGAUCCGGCACCCCAACAUCAUCACGCUGCAUGACGUGUUCGAGAACAAGACGGACGUGGUGCUCAUCCUGGAGCUGGUGUCCGGCGGCGAGCUCUUCGACUUCCUGGCCGAGAAGGAGUCGCUGACCGAGGAUGAGGCCACGCAGUUCCUCAAGCAGAUCCUGGACGGCGUCCACUAUCUGCACUCGAAGCGCAUCGCUCACUUUGACCUCAAGCCAGAGAAUAUCAUGCUCCUGGACAAGAACGUGGCCAGUCCCCGGAUCAAGCUCAUUGACUUUGGCAUCGCCCACAAGAUCGAAGCAGGGAACGAGUUCAAGAACAUCUUUGGCACCCCGGAGUUUGUGGCUCCUGAGAUUGUCAACUACGAGCCCCUGGGCCUGGAGGCUGACAUGUGGAGCAUUGGCGUUAUCACCUACAUCCUCUUGAGUGGUGCGUCCCCCUUCCUGGGGGACACCAAGCAGGAGACGCUGACCAACAUCUCGGCCGUCAACUACGACUUCGAUGAGGAGUAUUUCAGCAGCACCAGCGAGCUGGCCAAGGACUUCAUCCGCCGGCUCCUGGUCAAGGACCCCAAGAGGAGAAUGACCAUUGCCGAGAGCCUGGAGCACUCCUGGAUCAAGGCCAUCCGGCGGCGGAACGUGAGGCGGGAGGACAGCGGCAAGAAGCCGGAGCGGAGGCGCCUGAAGACGGCGCGCCUCAAGGAGUACACCAUCAAGUCGCACUCCAGCAUGCCCCCCAACCACACCUACAUCAACUUUGAGCGCUUCUCCAAGGUGCUGGAGGAGGUGGCGGCGGCCGAGGAGGGCCUGCGCAGCCUGGAGCACAGCCGGCGCCUGUGCCACGAGGACGUGGAGGCGCUCACGGCCAUCUACGAGGAGAAGGAGGCCUGGUACCGCGAGGAGCAGGAGGGCCUGGGCCAAGACCUGCGGCGGCUGCGCCAGGAACUGCACAAGACCGAGACGCUGCGGCGCCAGGCCCAGGAGGAGGCCAAGGGUGCGCUGCUGGGCGCCAACGGGCUCAAGCGCCGUUUCAGCCGCCUGGAGAACCGCUACGAGGCGCUGGCGCAGCAGCUGGCCUCCGAGAUGCGCUUCGUGCAGGACCUGGUGCGCACCAUCGAGCAGGAGAAGCUGCAGGGCGGCCAGUGCGGGCUGCGCUAGGCGCGCGCGCAGGGCCCGGGGCGCACGGGGGCGGGGGCGCACGCCGCCUUCCCUCCCCCGCUCGCCUCGCCCUCGCCCGCCUCCCGCUUCGGGCUCUGGGUCCGGCUUUGCCCCCCGCCCUGAGCUUUGCCCUUUGCCUGUAGGGUUGGCCACUUUUUUGGGGGGUGUUCCCCGGGGAUCACCGCCCUGGGUCUGGGAGUCCGCCAAGGGCCAGUUCCUUCCACAUGGCGCUGGCCAGGAGCAGCUCGGACUGGCACUGGCGGGGUGGGGGCGGGACUCCAACGUCCUACUCCGCUGGGAGUUGCGGGGCCACCUGGGGCCUCUGUGGGACACCGGAGCCCCCUUCAAGUUGGGUAGUGGCCGCUGACCUCUCCCACGUUCCCCCAGCUCCGCCCCUUCGGUCCCUGACCCUGCGCCGAGUGACAGUAGCCCAGGAGGAGUUGGGGCUCUGGGGGAGCAGGUGGGCGGUGCCAGGGUCUUGAGUCUUGACGCUGGAGCCUGCGACAGGGACGCACCGGGACGCAGCAGCCCACACCCCAGAGGCACAUCUCCGCCAACCAGGGACCCCAGCCCCGCCCCAGCUCCCGACCCUUCCGCCCCGCCGACUUCCUUCCCCAGCGCCACCCCGUGAGCCCUCAGGGUGGCUUGUGUAGUCAGAAGCCCACUGGACGUAGUCGGCUGGCUGGGCGCCCCCCAAAGCCUGUGGACACCUCGGGCAUUCUCGUUCAGGACCGCUCGGCGCCGCAAGGUGGCGCCCUCGAGUUGGUCUGGCCCUGGGAAGGAGGCGCUGAGGUCCGGGGACCUCUGAGCCCCGCGUGCCCCCAACCCGACCGGGGAUCCGAGGGCAGUUCUCGAGGCCUGGGCUCGCUCGGGUCUGCAGAGGGCCCCCUCCCGUCUGGAGAUCCCCCAGUCGCUAAGCGCAUUUCUGCAAACUUGCACCUGCCGCAGUUGAAGGAAAUAAAGACGGUUGUGCUCGUC